Molecule: messenger RNA, 1905 nt
Organism: Fusarium subglutinans
Lineage: Eukaryota; Fungi; Ascomycota; Sordariomycetes; Hypocreales; Nectriaceae
Product: nucleoporin NUP42
Exons: 4
Coding region: 1-1905 (634 amino acids)
Molecular function (GO): metal ion binding
Source: RefSeq, a predicted model, not a curated record
AUGACUUUGUGUAAAUUCUUUCAGCAGGGCAACUGCAAAUUCGGCAAUAGUUGCCGAUUCGAACAUGUAAACCCAAACAAUCGAAAUCAGCCCUCGAACCGCUUUGGAGCUCUUGGAGGAGGGAGCAAUCAAAACCCAGCUGACAAAUACAACAUUACUAUCGAUACCAUCGAAAAGGAUUUGACGAACGAAGUUCCGCAAUGGAUCCUUUCAGCCUAUGCGCCUGGGCGAGAUGCUCCUGGUCAGCUCUUUGGCGGAUAUCCGCGCGAACAGAGCUUUGAAGAGCUGCGGCUACACUUCAUGAUGGGAAAAGCGUCGGGCAAUGAACAGCAAGCUCUUAACGAAGCACAAGAGUUAUAUGCUCAGGCGCAACAACAAAUGCAGACCGCUCUACGCGACGUCAAAGGGGCAAUUCAGUUUGUUGUAGGCGAAGAAAAUAACCACCCGAAUCGGCACGAUAUUUGCAAACAGGGAACGCAAGGAGCUCCCUUUGGCGAAUUUCUCGUUGGGAAGCGACCCAAGUCGACAAUCGCCGAUACUGGCGUUCAGCCAACUCCUUUCGGGUCCAACAAUAACAAUGCUUCAAGUCCUUUUGGUGGAGGUGCAUCGGCCGGUGGAAGUGCCUUUGGGCAGCCAUCGACUCUCGGCGCGAAACCAAGCGCGUUUGGUGCGCCGUCCUUUGGUCAACCAUCGCAGCCAGCUCAAGGAGGAGGUUCGGUCUUUGGCCAGCCAUCACAACCUUCAGCGUUCGGACAACCGUCACAGUUGGGACAAACCGCCUCAGCAUUCGGCAAGCCAGCGCAAACCUCAACUUUUGGCCAGCCGUCACAACCAGGGUCUGCUUUUGGCCAACCUUCAGCUUUAGGCGCAAAGCCCAAUCCAUUUGGCACCCCAGCCUUUGGACAACCUUCGCAACCAAGUGCACAAGGCAGUGUCUUCGGCCAACCGUCACAGCCAAAUACGCAAGGCAGCGCAUUCGGUCAACCGUCGCAGAUAAAUGCGCAGGGCAGUGCCUUUGGCCAAGCCAGCCAACUUGGACAGAAACCGAGUCCCUUCGGAGCACCCAGUGGAACGAAUAACAGCUCUAGCCCAUUCGGUGCCGUCGCAAAGAAUAACAGUGCCCCUGCAGCGAACCCCUUUGGUGCUCCAGUUGGUAGCGCAACAACCAGUCAGCCUGCCAAUGCUUUCGGAUCCAACAGUAAUAACCAGAAUAAUGCCCCGGCGAAUCCGUUUGGACAGCCCUCACAGCCUGCUCAGGGAAGCUCACCAUUUGGCCAACCUUCAAAUGCUGCCGCACCGGCAACGUCAACCCCAUUCGGUGCAUCUACCGCGACCCCGAAUCAACCCACAAACAGUCCAUUUGGCCAGCCUUCACAGACUCAGUCGAAUGGCUUUGCAUCGCAGAAUAACCCACCACCAGCGAGCAAUCCAUUUGGUCAACCCUCGCAGCAGAAACCAGCAAAUCCUUUUGGCCAACCCUCCAACGCUGCACCAGCUGCUGCGAACCCGUUUGCUACAACACAGGCUCAAAAAUCCACAGCGGCGGCGGCGGCAGCAGCAGCAGCCACUUCGACAGGCCCGUAUCCACCGAACAGCAGUAGACAACACCCACCAAUUGAGAGCUAUAGCUCAAAAGGCAUGGAUGGUCGACUAUCAAUGUUCAAGGGUAAAUCAGUCAUUUACAAGGACGGCAAGCCCGGAAUCCGAGAAUUCGAUGGGACCUGGCGGCGGAUUUGGUUCCCAGAUGGUCCUCCUGCAUUCUCAGCGGAUACAGAAUUGCCCCCUGAGAUGUACGACGACAAGUCCAAGGCUCAGUGGAUGGCCUUCGCACAGACCGGGACCUUUGAGGGUGGUCUGAUGCCCGAACUACCGCCUCCGAGAGAAAGUACACUAUGGGACUUCUAG